CUGCAAAGAUAGCAUUCAACACCCCCGGAUCUGUGGUCGAUAGAAAUAUGGCAGUUGACUUUUUGCUAAACAACGUGGACAAAUCCGUAACAAUGGAUUUGGUUUCUCCGUGGAAGAAGGCCGGAGCAUUCGGAUCCUUGACGAAUGACCGUACACUAAAGCAAUUAGAAGGAAGACUCACAAUUGAUACCAACCAAGAAUAUUUAGUGAAUGCCGAGGUCAGGCAGAGUCGCAAGGGCUCCGCGUAUGUAUACACUCCGACAUUUACAGUGACAGCACCAGGAAAAAAUAAUAUCAACCUCGGUGGUUCCGUUGAGUACCUCCCAUCCAAGUCCAUUGAUGGCGACCUCACUCUGGCCGGUAUCACGGCUCAGCCUGUCAAGGGUAGAUGUGAGUAUUUAUUUAGGCAUUGUUUACUUGAACAUAACUGAAAUGAUCAUUUUUAUCAUAUUGUAGUUAUGUAGUUUGUACUCUGUAAUGAUAUCCAAUCGUUAGGGAUUGAUAGUAAAGGGUAGACAUAAUGGUGAUAUGUUAACAGAAACCGAUAAGUUAUCCAUACACC
Mizuhopecten yessoensis (Yesso scallop) is the source of this 562-nucleotide messenger RNA. RefSeq lists its product as uncharacterized. Bases 48 to 431 code for a protein of 127 amino acids. Lineage: Eukaryota; Metazoa; Mollusca; Bivalvia; Pectinida; Pectinidae. The record is from RefSeq and is a predicted model, not a curated record. The transcript is spliced from 2 exons.